Messenger RNA from Nothobranchius furzeri (turquoise killifish), 7422 nucleotides. It is a transcript of the gene zbtb16a, whose product is annotated as zinc finger and BTB domain containing 16a. The record is from RefSeq and is a predicted model, not a curated record. Gene Ontology annotation, biological process: regulation of transcription by RNA polymerase II. Gene Ontology annotation, molecular function: DNA-binding transcription factor activity, RNA polymerase II-specific; RNA polymerase II cis-regulatory region sequence-specific DNA binding; protein binding. Lineage: Eukaryota; Metazoa; Chordata; Actinopteri; Cyprinodontiformes; Nothobranchiidae.
CCGCCUGCUGCUCGUCUGGCUGCGUUGACGUCAGCGGCGUGUUGAUUCGCUAAGGCGAGAGAAGAAAGGAGUUAGUGCGUGUUGAGAGAGCGGGUACUGCGAACUGCCUUACUAUGCUGUAGCCCCAGUCCCCCGCGCGCCACACGGACUCCAAACCUGCAACUUAGGUUUCAACUUGUUUACACGGCUAAAGACUCUCCUGAGCGGGGACAGCAAGCCUCAUGAGUCGGCCUCGUGGACUGCAUCGACAUCAUGGAUUUAACUAGAAUGGGUAUGAUCCAGCUCCAGAACCCCAACCAUCCCACUGCCCUGCUGCAGAAGGCCAACCAGAUGCGUCUGGCCGGGACUCUGUGUGACGUCGUCAUCAUGGUCGACAGCCAGGAGUUCCACGCUCACCGGACCGUGCUAGCCUGCACCAGCAAAAUGUUUGAAAUCCUCUUCCACCGCAGCAGCCAGCAUUACACCCUGGACUUUCUUUCGCCAAAGACUUUCCAGCAGAUUUUGGAGUAUGCCUACACGGCCACGCUCCAGGCCAAGGUGGAGGACUUGGAUGACCUGCUGUAUGCAGCAGAGAUCUUAGAGAUUGAGUACUUAGAAGAACAAUGCCUCAAAAUCCUGGAAACCAUCCAGUCCUCAGAUGAGAAUGAUGUGGAGGUCAGUGCUAACGAUGGCAGCACAGAGGAGGAUGAGGAGCGCAAAGGCCAAAAUGGAGCCAAACUCUCCAAGAAGCAUUCCAUGGAGAGUCACUAUCUGCCAGGUGCCCAACACGUCUCCAACAUGACGGGUAUCGUUGACCAGAGCCCGUCCGUAUCCACUUCCUUCCAUGUCUCCAACCUGAGUCCCACCAAGGCUGCUGUGGACAGUCUGAUGAGCAUCGGUCAGUCUCUGCUGCAGCAGGGCUUCGGCGGGGAGCAGCUCAUCCAUGGCAGCUCCCACCACCUCAUGACUGAAAUCAAGACUGAAACAAUGCAGGUGGACGUGGGUGGCAACGGCCACGAAAGCCCUCAAAACAUGGAGUCUAGUGCCUCCAGCAACGGAGAGCGGAGCGGGGAGGACAGAAACCGCGACGGUCCAGGCACGCCCACCAGGAGCAGCGUGAUCACCAGUGCUCGGGAGCUGCACUACGUCCGUGACGAGGCCAUGGGCGACCAGCAAGCUGAAGUGAGCCAGAUGGGGCUGGAAGCGAUGGCAGGGAUGACAGAAAAACACCUGGCCUCGUUGUAUUCCCUACCCGUCAAUCAUAAAUCAGAUGCCAUGAUGUCCAUGCCAGUAUCGAUGGCCUCUGCCCUCCCCAUGUCCCCGGCCCUAGCCAUGUCCAUGGACUUUAGCACCUAUGGGGGUCUCCUGCCUCAGAGUUUCAUUCAGAGAGAAUUCUUCAGCAAGCUGGGGGAGCUGGCAGUGGGCAUGAAGCCAGAUGGCAGGAACCAGCAUGAACGGUGCAACGUUUGUGGUGCAGAGCUACCUGAUAAUGAAGCUGUGGAGCAGCACAGAAAAAUGCACAGUGGAAUGAAGACCUACAGCUGUGAGUUGUGUGGGAAGAGCUUUCUGGACAGCCUCCGUCUACGGAUGCAUUUGCUGUCUCAUUCAGCUGGUGAGAAGGCCAUCGUCUGUGACCAGUGUGGCGCCCAGUUCCAGACGGAGGAAUCCCUGGAGGCUCAUCGGCAGAUCCACACUGGGUCAGACAUGGCCAUCUUUUGUCUACUGUGUGGCAAACGUUUCCAGACCCAGACAGCACUGCAGCAGCACAUGGAAGUGCACGCCGGCGUCCGCAGCUACAUCUGCAGCGAGUGCAACCGGACCUUCCCCAGCCACACCGCACUCAAACGCCACCUCCGCUCGCACACAGCAGGGGACCAUCCAUUCGAGUGUGAAUUCUGCGGGAGCUGCUUCCGAGACGAGAGCACGCUGAAGGGCCACAAACGCAUCCACACUGGGGAGAAGCCCUAUGAAUGUAACGGCUGCGGAAAGAAGUUCAGCCUCAAGCACCAGCUGGAAACCCACUACCGUGUGCACACAGGUGAGAAGCCAUUUGAGUGCAAGCUGUGCCACCAGCGGUCCAGGGACUACUCUGCCAUGAUCAAGCACCUGCGCACCCACAAUGGCGCCUCGCCCUACCAAUGCACCAUCUGCCUGGAAUACUGCCCCAGCCUGUCAGCCAUGCAAAAGCACAUGAAAGGUCACAAGCCAGAAGACAUCCCCGCUGACUGGCGCAUAGAGAAGACCUACCUGUACCUGUGCUACGUCUGAGACUGGGAAAACGAAUGAAGAGGGAGGAAACGGGGUUGAGAAGUGAGAGGAGUGUAACGGAGGGGAUAGGAGGCACUGGUCUUGAAGAUUGUGGAAUGUCAACGAAAAGACACUCGAAGCAAGAGUUUGUUUUCUCUUUUCUUUUUUAAUGCAAAGGUGGUGAUGAGCAGCUGUGUAAAAGGGCAGGAGUGGCAAGGCAAAGAGAAAGAAGAAAGACGGAUACGGAGAGAUUCUCCACCAUUGUUCGGAUUCAUCGGGUCUUUCACUACAUCUGCAAUUAUGUUCUUAUUUCAGGUCAUUUCGCGCAGCGCCGUAAAGCAAGUGUGCUGCAAGGAAGUGGCUCUUCAGAUGCCGUUGCCACAUUGGUGAGAAAAUUGAUUCUCAGGGACUAUCUGGUCUGCACCUCAUGAAUCAAGUCCUUCCUUUAACUGUGUCUUCAUUCACUUUGCGGUCUUUCUUCUUGAACAUCAAGGACCUUCUAAUGACCACAAACCAAUGUUUCUGGGUGUUCAAAAAUGGCGUAUUGAAUGAUACGGCUUUGUAAUUUCUUUUCAAUCUCAAACGUGUUUGCUUUGUUACUUCUUCCCUUUAAUACCCAGUUUAAUAUCUGUUGGUCCACAUGUUCUAAAAAAGAAAUCAGUAGUUUUAGAGAUGUGAGGAGCUGCUGUAGGUAGUCCCUGAGAAUCAGAUGUAGAGCCUGAGGGUUUAUGCAGUAGAUGAAGCAGUCCGACUGGACAAGUGAGCGCGUGAAUGCUGCAAACCAAGCACCCAUUUGGUUCCGAGCAGGGAAGACGCAAGCGCUGCUUUUCAUUGGAAGUCUCCCCAGCUUCCUUCAGCAGUUUUCCUGGUUUUGUACGUCUUUUGAAAAAGGACUGGAGAAAGCUGAGUCACCACGGGCCACUUACGGUUCUCCACACAGAACCAAAGGCUAACUUGUGUUACUUUUUCUUUUAUUGGUCAUAUAUUACUACUUUGUUUAAGCUCUGCAUCAUAGUUUAUCAAGGCUUGAUCGCACAGGUAAAACAAACUACGACAACAGUCUCUGUUUGAUGUCAGCAAAGGUAUAUAAACCCUUCAUAGAAUUAUAACUCGCUUUAGCAGUAUCGCACAUUAAACUCAGCCUGUUCACCUAUUCAGCAAUAGAUAACUGGACCGCUUUUGUCCAUGCGCAUUUAUCCCGUUGGCUGUCCGUAUCUCACACUAGCGUACAUGAACUGACUCUGAAACAGUAACGCUUUGACCGCAGUAUCCAUUCACCACAGUGGAGGAACUGGGAGGACGUUGUGUGAAUCCUGUGACUUAGACUGUGGAAGUUUGUCAGAGAUGGUGUGGAAGUUUGACUCCCUAACAACAUCGAACCAUGCAUAAAGGGGGAAAGCACGCUGUAGCAGGUUAAUGCUGUCAUCAGAAACCUCUGACUCCCAACAUUUUUGGCGCUCCAACAUUGCUCAUGCAACAAGAAGAUUGUUCCGAUCUUUUAAGGAGUAUAUUUUGAGACUGGAUUAGCAAGCUAGUGCCUAGUCACUAUGAGGCCAGUAAUAAAGUAGACUAACCUGGAAAAAAUUACUGUUUCAGGCAAAUGUUAUUAUACAAACAGUUAAACCACUUAGAAACAUAUACAGGCUUUUUACGGCAAAAAUAUAUAGAAACUUAAACUAGAUAGCUUUAAUUUCCACCAAAUUAUUACGCAGAUCAUAGAAUUCUAUGCAAAUAACCAUGUAUGGGGAACAUUAAUGCAAGGGUUUGUAGAAUAUUUUUACAGUAAUAGCUCUAUUUCUUAGUAUUUCUUAUUUUGAAGGAUAUAGAAAUCUGUUUUGGAACUGGCGUCCCUCUGACUAGCUGUUAGCUCGUCAAUCCACUCAGAACAACCUUGUUUCUGCAAACUGAGGCUGUUCAGAGAACUAAAUUGCUUUUAUUUAUUUAUUUUUUGGUAAACUUUCUACAGGAUUUGAAAUAAUUUAAUCAAAUUUCAUUUUCCACACAUUAAAUAAUGUUCAUUGACUUGAAUUGGUAAACUUCAGCUUGCUAGCAUUAGCUGCAGUGUGGACGUCACUGUUUCUAAGGGGGUAUUUUUGUGAUGUAGCAUUGAACCUGCAGGGCACGUAGAGUCAAACAUAUCAUGACAGCAUCAUCUUGGAAAUUACGUAUCUGAAUGUCUAGAAGACGGGAAGGGAAGUCGUGGUUUGGAUGAAACGGCUAAAGAGGCGACCUGCUGGACAGCAGAAUAAACCAACUCUGUGUGGUUUUGUUUGUGCGCUUUGUCCCUCUUUAUUGUUGACCUUGAGUUUGAUCUUAACACAUUGUACUUGAAUUACCUCUUUUUGUGACCUCAUGUCCUUUGCAUAUUUUAAUUUCCCCUCGUGUGUUUUUGUUGUUUUCGUUCCUGAGUGCAUGUCGGAAGAUGCAAAGCAAAUGUGAUGAGGCGGCGUGAGCGCAGAAAGUUUAAGUGCCACAGAGAAGAGAUUUGUUUGGGACGUUUGCGUGUGGUUUUUUCUUUGUGCUCAUUUGUUACCAAACUUGGUAUUAUUAUUAACCCUGUUUGUUAAAGAGCCGGAAGGUUUGGUCUUUUGUUAAGAGAAAAAAAAGCUACCUCUAAGUUGUGUUUUGGGCAAAAACAUUAUUUUGUGAGUGUGUUUUUGUUUUGCAUUAUUUGUCAGUGCUACUUCAUCUCGUGCUUUUUAAGUUGUGUUUUUAAAGAAAAGUGUAAAUAAAAGGGUAAUAGAGGUUGGCAAGAUGAGAAAAGCAUCAGAAUGGACAUUUAUUCUUAUCUAUAGUCUCCCCAUGCACCUCCUAUGACCGAAAAGCAGAGGCAGGGGGGCAAUUUCGAAGCCUUAAGUGACGAAGAAGAGGAACGUGGCGGAUGAGACGCAGUACUUUUUGCUUUUUAAGAGCGUUUAAAAACAAGAACUUAAACUUGAAAAUAUGUGAAUAGAGUUGUAGUUUUGUAAUGUGAAAAAAUAACUGAAAAAAGACACAAAAGAGAAGGUUCACCAAGAAUGCUGCACCGCACACGACAGGCUGUAUUUGCAGCGAUGCAGAGCGCCGGACAAUUGGAGCUGCAAAUCGAAAUAAAAGAUAAACAAAAAAGAUGAACCAGAAGGUUAAAAAUAGAUUCUCUCAGCAGACAACCGUGUAUUCCUGAACAAGAGCCAGCAGAGGCAGUUUGAUAUAUAAAAAUUGUGAUAUUUUUGUAUUGAGUGUCAGUCCUUUUCCCAUUUGUGGAGGGUUGAAGCAGGGCACAAACAUUUGUAUUUCUUUUUUUAUUAUUUUGUUUCUCCUCUCUGGGUGUGAAUCAUUUUAAUGCCUUGCUCCUCUUUGAUAUCGUUGGACAAAAUGAAAAUGAGAAAAAAAUCGUGUGUGAACAUGUUGUGAUAAGUGUUGCUUUCUGGAUGUCAGUUGCUUGUAGGUGACAGACUAAAUCUAUUCACCGCUAAAUUUUACAAAGUGUGUGUCGAAGAUUUAAAAAAGAAAAAAAUGGGGUGAUACAAUUUUUUUUAAGAAGCGGAACGGUGGCAAGAUGCUGGCCAACCGACUGAUUAGUACUUGUCAUUCAGUUUUUUUCAAUCAAACUUGACUGUCGACAAUUUUUAGUUUGUUUUUGUACUUGAAAAAAAAAACAAAAGAAGGGAUGGCACGUCCCGUGGUGUCUUGCCAUUUUUUUUCUCCAACACUGUGAGCUGAGGGGGGGCUUUGUCCCCCCUCGGAUAAUAUCCUCCCACUAUAAUAAACCGUAAACCCAGUCACGGUUCAGUCUGAACACCACAAUGCAAGACCUGUGCAGUCACAUUAUUCUCAUCGUCGUCCUCUGAAUGUUUUCUACUUUUUUGUGCGGGUGGAAAAGUAAAAAGAGUGUGUAACUGUGUGUGUGAGUGUGGGUGUGUGAGUGUGUGUGUGUGUGUGUCAGUGAAACAAUGCACUAAUCAGAUCAGAUUCAAAAUAAAAUGAUAUUCUAUGCCAAUUUUUUCUGUUUAAAAAAGAAAUAUAUAUAACGACAUUGGCAUCGAUAAAGUUCUUCCCUGAGUGUUCCUCUGAUGUUUCCGUAUCUUUGUGCCUAAAAAUGGAAAUUGUUCAACAAAAAAUAUCCAUCUAUAUCUGCUUCCUUUCUGUAUUUCCAGAAGAAAAUAAAAGUGUUGUCUCCAGCACCCUAGGGAUGUCAUGAAACUCCACUUAUACUGCUUUGUUUUGUUCAUUUGUUUAAUCGUGAUCAUUGCAGUACUUCUGUUUGCCGUGCUAUUGAAAAAGCAUCUGCAUCCAUUAGUUUUGCUGCAUUUUUAAAGCAUUUGUGGAGCAGCAUAAACAUUUUUUGAGAUAAAUUCCCCCUAAAAUGCAUUUAAAAAGGCUUCUGGGAAAUGUAUGUUUUUGUUUUUUGUUUUUUGAGCUCGAUAAGCCCGAGCCUGUUUGGUCAGCAACAGGUUUGCUGAUGUUUUUUGAAUCGGGGAUGUGGAAUUCGUCUGAGAGGAAUCAUGACAUCCCUGGAGCUGGCACUAUGUGUUUUGGUGUGGUGUUGCUAGAACAAAUUAGCCGUUUCAUGCAGUGUCGCCAUGCAUGUGCCAGGUCUAGACUAAAGCUGUCUGAGUAACAAAGCACCAAGACAUUGUAUUUUUUUAUCUUAGCACUGAGGACCAAUCGCCCUGUCGGACCAAGCGUAACAAAGCUUCCCUCUGUCCUUUCCUGGCUUGUCUGUGUUACUUCUCUCCUCCAUUGUCGUGACAGCACAAGUGCCAGUCAUAUUGCUCUGUAUUAAAAAGAUAGUGUUUUUAUUAUGAUUUGAAUUUUAGUUUUUGUCUACCUCAGCACCUAAACUUAGCCUAAUCUUAGAAGGUGCCCAAUUAUUGUUUUUUAUUUUAUUUUUUGUUGGUUUGUUCUCUUAUUGUCGUCAGUUGUAAAAAUAUAUUAAAAAACUGAGAAAAAUGUUUUUGAAAUUUGCAUUAGAGCUUUGCAAAGGUCCUUUGUCUUUUCCAGCGACAAUGUGCUUUGUUUUGUUUUUUCCUGUGGCAGUAUGUUUCCUGUUGAACCGUGGCGCCAAUCUAUAGCCACCGUCUGUUGAUAUAGAGGUUGUUCUCCUUUUAUUUUUGUUUGUUUCUUUUCAUGUAGAAUCAGACUCAUCUUUGUAACAUUUCAGUGUUCUCUGAUGGAGUGUGAAAAAAAAUAAAAAGGAAAAUUUAAAAGAUUCAA